UUGUUUGUCUCUUCCCCAAUUAGUCUUUCUUCUUUAAUUAAUAACAUAUUCAAACCAACCAACCAAUUAAUCAUCCUGUUCUAAGCUCUUACGUAAUUCUCACCUCUUAGGAGCCCACAAAAGGCUGGCACAUCAGAAUUGAAUAUGUUAAUCAAGAGAGUCUAAUUGAUAAUAAAUAUAAGUUGUAGAUUUUUUGGCAGUUCUUUGAGAUCUCUUUCAAAUACUUUAAUCUCUUACGCACCGGUCCAUAAUUCUCCACUAUUUAAAAGAUUGGGUGGAUCAAGGCCAUUACCAUAUACAUGUUUAGGACGGAAGAGAGAGGGAGAGAGAGAUGGGAAGAGAUGGGUAUGUUCCACUGUUUGAGACAAAGAGAGCAAAGGGUAGGAUCAUAUACAGGUUUUUUUCGGCAUCCAUAUUUGUUGGGAUAGUUUUGAUUUGGGUUUACAGAGCGAGUCAUAUUCCAAGUUCAAGAGAUGAUGGUAGACUGGGCUGGAUAGGCAUGCUUGGGGCUGAACUCUGGUUCGGCCUUUAUUGGGUCCUCACUCAGUCUCAGAGGUGGAACCGCAUCUAUCGUUACACCUUCAAGGACAGGCUCUCUCAGAGGUACGAGAAUGAGUUGCCUGGAGUUGACAUAUUUGUGUGCACUGCUGACCCAAUAAUUGAGCCACCAAUGGUGGUGAUCAACACUGUUUUAUCAGUAAUGGCAUACGAAUACCCGUCUGAGAAGCUCAGUGUUUAUCUAUCCGACGAUGGCGGAUCAGAUCUUACCUUCUAUGCUCUACUGGAGGCCUCUCGCUUCUCUAAGCAUUGGAUACCUUACUGCAAGAAAUACAAGGCGGAGCCUCGGUCUCCGGCGGCUUAUUUCGUGUCAGACCCUGAUCAAUGUGAUGCAAAUCAUGCCAAACAUUUGGCAUCAAUCAAGAAAUUAUAUGAGGACAUGGAACGUCGAAUUGAAACUGCAAUGAAACUUGGACGAAUCUCCGAGGAAGUAAAGUUAGAACACAAAGGCUUUUCUCAGUGGGAUUCAUAUUCCUCCAGACGAGAUCAUGAUACCAUUCUACAGCUAUUAAUUGAUGGAAGAGACCCAAAUUCUAAGGACAUUAAAGGGUGUACACUGCCAACGCUGGUAUACUUGGCUCGGGAGAAGAGACCCCAGCAUCACCAUAAUUUCAAAGCUGGAGCUAUGAAUGCAUUGAUAAGGGUGUCCUCAGAGAUUAGUAAUGGACCAAUCAUUCUAAAUGUAGAUUGUGACAUGUACUCAAACAAUUCAGAUUCUAUCAGAGAUGCGCUUUGCUUCUUUAUGGACGAUGAAAAGGGCCAUGAAGUUGCUUUUGUGCAGUUCCCACAGAAUUUUCAUAACAUUACCAAGAAUGAUCUGUAUGGUAGCUUGCUAAGAGUGAUAGGCGAGGUGGAAUUCCCUGGUCUGGAUGGUCAUGGCGGUCCUUUUUACAUUGGUACUGGCUGCUUUCAUCGAAGAGAUACUCUAUGUGGAAGAAAGUUUAGCAGCAAAGCAAGAAUAGAAUGGAAACACAAGAAUGAUAGAAAGACUGCAAAAAUUGUAGAUGACUUGGAAGAAAGCCUAAAGGGACUAGCAAGCUGUACAUAUGAGAAAAACACUCAAUGGGGAAAUGAGAUGGGUUUGAAAUAUGGUUGUCCAGUUGAAGAUGUGAUUACUGGAUUAUCAAUUCAAUGCCAAGGAUGGAAAUCAGUUUAUUUCAAUCCACCAAGGAUGGGUUUCUUAGGCAUUGCAGCAACCACUCUAGAUCAAUCGCUAGUUCAACAUAAGAGGUGGUCAGAGGGUGAUCUACAAAUCCUCCUUUCCAAGUAUAGUCCAGCAUGGUAUGGACUUGGAAGGAUUCAUCCUGGCCUUCUAUUGGGAUAUCUUACUUACUGUCUUUGGGCUCCGAAUUGCUUAGCAACACUGUAUUAUGCUAUCAUCCCUUCCCUUUAUCUCCUCAGAGGCAUGCCCUUGUUUCCACAGGUCUCAUGUCCAUGGUUCUUGCCAUUUGUUUAUGUGGUUGCUGUCAAGUACAUAUAUAGCUUUGGCGAGUUUCUGUGGUCUGGUGGCACAGCCCUGGGCUGGUGGAAUGAACAAAGAAUAUGGCUUUACAAAAGAACAAGCUCCUACCUCUUUGCCUUUGUGGACACCAUUUUAAGGUUACUGGGAUUUUCCGACACUGGAUUCAUAAUCAGUGCCAAAGUGUCCGAACAGGAAGUGUCCCAGAGAUACGAGCAAGAGAUGAUGGAGUUUGGAUCAUCUUCUCCCAUGGUCACUAUUCUAUCAUCUCUGGCAAUGCUCAAUCUGUUCUGUUUUGUUGGACUGGUGAAGAAAGUGGUCAUGACACAAGUGGGAAUCAGAGUUUAUGAGACUAUGGCUUUGCAGAUUCUUCUAUGUGGGGUUUUGGUUGCCAUUAACUUGCCAUUGUACAAUGCUAUUUUCCUUCGAAAGGACAAUGGCAAGAUGCCAAGCUCUGUCACAUUCAAAUCAGUUUCUUUUGCUCUCUUUGCUUGUACUUGUUUUACAUACUUGUAUUAGAUUGUUUUGGGUCUAUGUAUCUAUCAUAUACUUUGUGACUUAGAGUUUUUUAAAAUUUUUUUUUUUUUUUUAGAGAUAAAUGUGUUUGAUUUCAUUA
Ilex paraguariensis (yerba mate) is the source of this 2633-nucleotide messenger RNA. The record is from the annotation of a GenBank genome assembly. NCBI's taxonomy places the organism in Eukaryota, Viridiplantae, Streptophyta, Magnoliopsida, Aquifoliales, Aquifoliaceae.